Folsomia candida is the source of this 1251-nucleotide messenger RNA. RefSeq names its product geranylgeranyl pyrophosphate synthase. Gene Ontology annotation, biological process: isoprenoid biosynthetic process. Gene Ontology annotation, molecular function: prenyltransferase activity. The record is from RefSeq and is a predicted model, not a curated record. Lineage: Eukaryota; Metazoa; Arthropoda; Collembola; Entomobryomorpha; Isotomidae. The coding region runs from base 100 to 1062 and encodes 320 amino acids. The transcript is spliced from 5 exons.
AGGCGCACAAUCUAUCAUUUUAUUUAUUGCGACUCAAAUUCUGAGCCUUGAGCGUGUAAAAAACUCAGUCCAAAGUUUUUGAUAAUAAAUUUCCUAAUCAUGAUUCCUCAACUCCCCAAAAUAGUUGAAGAUGCCGACAAAUUCACUGAUAAGAUCCUUCUCCCGUACUCAUACCUUGUCGGGAAUCCGGGUAAAGAUAUCCGUGCGAAGAUGAUCAGGGUUUUGAACUACUGGAUCCAAGCGUCGGAGGAGGAUUGCGAAAAAAUUUGCGAAAUAUUAGACCUUCUUCACAAUGCGAGUUUAAUGAUUGACGAUAUUGAAGAUCGAAGCGCAAUUCGGAGGGGAAAGGAAGCUGCGCAUGUCGUUUACGGCGUCCCUCUCACGAUGAAUGCUGCCCACUUCAUUUAUUUCAAAGCGAUCGACAAACUUUUAGAUUUUUGUGAUGAUUUCGACGUAAUUCACGAAUUCCUUGAAUUAAUGAAAACCGUUCACUUCGGGCAAGGAGCUGAGCUUUAUUGGCGAGAUUGUGCUAAAGAGGAUGAACUCCCGUCAGAGCGAGAUUAUCAAGAUAUCAUUGCGAAAAAAACGACGAGCCUGGCAUUAAUGGCGAUCUCUUUGCUGAAAUAUAAGGGAACUAAUAAGACCAUCAAUUUGACAAAGUUUGUCACCAUGAUGGGUUUAAAUGGGCAAAUAUUGGACGAUUUGAGAAAUUUGACGUGUCCCGAGUUACAAAAGGAGAAAGGUUUCUGUGAAGAUCUUACCGAAGGAAAGCUAAGUUAUCCAAUCAUCCACCUCAUCAACAACAAGAAAAUUCCCAACCAUCCCGAAAAAAAGAGGAGAGUGUUGGAAAUUUUGAAAAUGAAAACGUCCAACGUUUCCUUAAAGGAGGAAGUGCUGAUCAUCCUGGAAGAAUCGGGAUGUCUCAAUUACACGAAAAAACGAUUGCAACAGUUCCAACUCGACAUCAUCGUUGAAGCCGCCCAACUUGGACCAAACCCAGAAUUGGCGAAAUUGAUUGAAGCCGUUAAAACGAAUAUGGUCCAGAAACCGGCCAUGGCAUAAUUUUUGAGGGAAUUUAUCAAGUGUUAUCAUAAGUAUUGCAUACCUAUUUUAGCCCAAAUUAUAAAAUUGGCAGGGUAAAAAAAUUGAAAUUAAUAUUUAGUGUUACUAGAGGUUAGAUGAUUGUUAUAUUAACUAAAAAUGGAUAUUGAGGAAGUGUUUUAAUCGUGAAUAAAUAUUGAUGUUUAUCUA